CCCGCCCGCAGCCCCGGGGGCCCGGCGCUCCCCGCCCGGUGCCGGUGCCGGUGCCGGUCCAGUUCCGGCUCCGGGCCCGGGCUCAGCCCGGCUCGGCCCGGCCCGCCGCAGGGAGGAUGGGGCAGCCGCGGCGGCCGGCGAUCGGCUGCGGCCCGGCGGCGCCAUGACCGGCGAGAAGAAGAAGAAGAAGCGGCUCAACCGCAGCGUCCUGCUGGCCAAGAAGAUCGUGAUCCGGGACGGGGCCGGCCGACAGGGGAUUGGGGACCCCAGCGUGUACCACGCUGUGGUGGUGAUUUUCCUGGAGUUCUUUGCCUGGGGGCUGCUGACCACACCGAUGCUGACGGUUUUGGUUUCUUUUCCCCCAGGUGUUACACCAGACUUUUCCUCAGCACACAUUCCUGAUGAAUGGCCUGAUUCAUGGAGUCAAGGGUCUGCUCUCCUUCCUAAGUGCUCCGCUGAUUGGUGCUCUCUCUGAUGUCUGGGGCAGGAAAUCCUUCCUCCUCCUCACCGUCUUCUUCACGUGUGCACCAAUUCCCCUGAUGAAGAUCAGCCCGUGGUGGUACUUUGCUGUCAUUUCCAUGUCUGGGGUGUUUGCUGUCACCUUUUCUGUGAUUUUUGCCUACGUUGCCGAUAUCACGCAGGAGCAUGAGCGCAGCACGGCAUAUGGCUUGGUGUCAGCCACGUUUGCUGCCAGUCUGGUCACCAGCCCGGCCAUCGGCGCAUACCUGUCCCAAGCCUACGGUGAUACCUUGGUGGUUGUGCUGGCCUCAGGUGUUGCUUUGCUGGAUAUUGGCUUCAUCCUGCUGGCUGUACCAGAGUCACUGCCAGAAGAAAUGCGCCCAGUCUCUUGGGGAGCCCCAAUUUCUUGGGAACAAGCCGACCCAUUUGCUUCCCUGCGGAAGGUGGGUCAGGACUCCACCGUGCUGCUCAUCUGUAUCACCGUCUUUCUCUCCUACCUUCCCGAAGCCGGCCAGUACUCCAGCUUCUUCCUGUACCUGCGACAGGUCAUUGGCUUUUCCUCAGAGACUGUAGCAGCCUUUAUCGGUGUAGUUGGAAUUCUCUCUAUACUGGCUCAGACAGUUGUGUUGGGAAUUCUCAUGCGUUCCAUAGGAAAUAAAAACACCAUCCUCCUGGGACUAGGCUUCCAGAUCCUGCAGCUUGCCUGGUAUGGCUUUGGAUCACAGCCUUGGAUGAUGUGGGCAGCAGGAGCUGUGGCUGCCAUGUCCAGCAUCACCUUCCCAGCCAUCAGUGCCAUGGUGUCGAGGAACGCGGACCCCGACCAGCAGGGUGUGGUGCAGGGGAUGAUCACUGGAAUUCGGGGUCUGUGCAAUGGCCUGGGGCCGGCGCUCUAUGGCUUUGUCUUCUAUCUCUUCCACGUGGAGUUGAAUGAAAUGGCUGAGGUGGAAACUUUGGGCAAGGCCUCCAAACCCAACAUGGCCAACCCUACGGAUGAGAGCAGCAUCAUCCCUGGGCCACCCUUCCUGUUCGGGGCGUGCUCUGUGCUGCUGUCGCUGCUGGUGGCCCUGUUCAUCCCGGAACACAACCUGGUGCUGAGGUCGGGCGGCCACAAGAAGCACAGUACGGGGGCCCAGGCCCACCCCCACAGCCCCCCGGCCGGGGGGUCGGAUGGCAAAGAGCCCCUGCUGGAGGACAGCAGCGUGUGAGGUGGGACAGCGGGACCUGCCUCAGGCUCAGCUCCAAGGAUGGACUCGGCAGGAGUUCGGGGUGGGGGAGAGGAGCCGAGGUAACAGACUGUGCUGCUGACAGCUGCUGAGGAGGGACGGGCUUUCCCUUCAAGCCAAAUACACACAGCUGGUGCAGAAAUGGAAUUGUAUCACCUGGUGUUGAUGGAGAGGGGAGAUGCAGAACUGCUCCAUGUGGAAGGAUAGUUCUGGAAAGCAAACCUGCCCUUGCGCGUGAACCCCGUGCCGUGCCCUGCCCAACCCUCCACUCACAGAGGAUGGAGCCGGCGUGUCCGUGUUUGUGGGAGCUCACUGGGCUGCCUCCCAGAAUAAAACAUGGCAUCUGCUCUGUGCCCCGUCCCUGACACAGCUGAUUCCUGCCCCCGGCAGCCCCCGGGGCGGGCGGGGCACCCCCUGUGUGUGUGUGGAGCACAGGGGUGGAGCUUCCUCACUGCCCGAGGACCUGAGGAAUUUACCCAUUCUGCCCCAAGUGAAACUUAGACCAAAAAAAAAAUAAAUCUUCUGAUUUAAUGUUCUGAUGAAGAGGAUAAAAAUUAAGAAGUCGAGUUGCAGCUCACACAAGGGAGAAUGGGCAGGUGAGAGAAGGGCAACUACAUGAAUUACAAAUGCUUGAAUGGCCACAAUGGCCAUAGUUCUGUUUGGUUUUCCUCUUUUUGUCAUGUUGAGGUGACAUUUGCCUGUCACUGCCUCCACAGGCAGUAGAUAGAAGGAUUUUUCAGAAAUCUUUGUAUGGAGCUGUGAGUGUUGUUUAGGAGAUACAGUUCUCUGGGAGGUCAGAGAAACAAUUAAACUGUGCCAAGCACUUUGGAGAAUGUGGUUUCCUGGGAGAGAGGUCAGAGAAAUGGUUGUUUGCCUUGAGCACUUGUAUAAAGCAUGGUUUGUCCUGGGGCUCCUGCCAUCUAAUGUUAAACCCAGAGAAUGCUUGGAGCUGGUUUAUUCUCAGCCUGGGAGAUCCUAAUGGUGAGGAUUGUGUUGAUUUGGACUUACAAUUUGGAAUUCCGUGUGGCAUUUCUGAGCCUGCUGUGAAGGCUUUUGUUUAUAAACCAGUGAAAUUGCAACCUUUGCUGCAGGCUGGGCUUUGCUCAGAAAGAGCAGGAGGUGCUUGAAGUGUUGUGAAAGAAGCUGAGGCAACCAGGGAAAGUGUGGUUGUUUAUAGAGAUGUGACAGAGGGCAGGAAACGAUUGUUCUCAUUUAAGUAAAUCACAAGUAGUGGCACUGAGCAGUUCUGGGAAGUAACGACCAAACUGGAGACACUUUGGGAAUCUGUUGUUAAGGGAAUUGAGGCUGCAGUGGCCACACCAGUCCUGCCUCAGAGUGGGGCCAGUGCAGCCAUGGCCAUUCUCUGGACAGGGUCCUCUCUCUGUGGGUUUGGGACAGGUAACCCAGGGAAGAGCAACCAAAAAGGAGGGUGUGUUGGCCCUUCACGUCGUGGUUCUUUGCCGACAGGUCAUCACUGCAGCUACUGCAAAUGCAGUUUGCUCUGGAUUUAAUGGUAAACACUGCCUGGACGACCCUGCUGCUGACCCCAGCUGGCACACACAGGGCAGUGCUGCCCAUCCCCACUCUGCCUGGGAGCAUCCUCUGACUGCUCUGGAGCCUGUUGGGGCUGGUCAGUGUUGGCUCUGGGCACAGCAAGGGUGGCAACUUCAUGUGGGUCCCUUAUGUGCCUGUCAGACACUGACAGCCAGGACCAGCUGCCUGCCCAGCCUGGGUAACUGGUAACACGGUGUCAGUUUACCAGUCUUCUGGACCAGUUGGUUAUUGAAGGUGGAUGUUUAAGUGAAAGGAUUGACAGUUUGUUUUGCAUGGAUCUGGCCUGGUACCAGAUCCUGUGCUCAUAACUGGGAGCAGCCUGUUCUGCGAGCAGAGCGGACAGGGAGGGAUGCUGAGGUGGGUCUGGCUGCAGGGCUGGGGAGCAGAGCCAGCAGGAACUUCAGUGACCUGCCGUGACUCCACUUUUCCCAAGCUCCUUGUGGCGACACUCCCAAUUCCCAGAUGUUGCUGGGAUGGUCAGUAUUUGUGAGUGCAUAGCAAGCUUUUUUUCUGAAGGAAAUCCGGUCACUUGCACUUCCAGGCAGCAGUUCCCCCCUCCGUGUUCCUCACAAAAAUGCCUUUUUUAGACAGGACUUUUACCAAGUCCUGGUGAUCUGUUGAUUUACACUUGAUUAAAGUGAGCUAAAAGUGGGUUUUUCCCUCACAUACAGAUGAAGUAAAACACAGAAUUGUUACCUUGCUCACACAGAGGCACUUGAAGCUUCACGGGUACGAUAGAGCGGCACGUUGCAAAAAGACGAGCAUAAUUUAUAUGAUAUAAAGUAUAUAGAGAUAUAUUUUUAAAAAGUCCCUUCCCUUAUUCCACAGUUUAUUGAAACUGAUGCGUUUCUUGAUCCUGUUCCCUCUCACCACCACUGCUGCCUGCGGCUUCUCAGCCUCUCCUUCCCUCAGACUGCAGAACCGUCCGUGACCUUCCCUCUCCAGUCCUGUCCCUCAUGACACGACCCCCGAGCUUCUGGCGAUGCCGAGGUGCCCUGGCUUGUGUGCCACGGGCCUGGAGUGUUUUGAUGCCUUUUUCAGCCUUCAAGCUCGGGGUCAGGUGCUGCCUCAGGUGAUACCAGGUGAGGGGCUGCAGCCUGGCUGGUGAGCAGCUCUGCUGCCACCAGGGUACAGCACUGGGAACCAGUGGGGGAACAGCUCUGGGAACCAGUGGGGGAACAGCACCGGGCAGCUGGAGGUGGGGGGUGCAGCACCAGGCAGCAGUGGGAACCGGUGGAAAAGUGGCUUGUGCCGGCCUGUGGAUUCCUUCCCACCCUCCUGGGGUCCCUCUCAUCUGGUUCAGUGGGGCCUUGGUCCAGUGCCUCCCCUCCCCUCGGCGCAGGGGUCCCCGCACUGUUCUGCCUUUAUGUGACAGAGCAGGAGCUGGGCCAAGUGGUGCCAGAGCUGAAGUUCCCGGAGCCAAAUGAAGAAUGUCUCAUUCUGAAGGGCCGGUACUUCCACAGCAUCCCACGUGGAGUCUGGAAAGGCUGUGUGGAGCAUUCAACUAGUUUUGCCAAUUUUUUUUACUUUAUAUGAAAACGCAACUUUUUAAAAAGAGUCUUUUCUUAAAAUCCCCUUGAUCUGCUGUGCAGUGUCUGAGCCUGGCUGUUUAACAUCAGAAUUCCCAGGAUUUGUCUGCAGGGACUUACAUUUCAGGAUGGUAACAGCAAUGCCCAAACACAAGGCAAAGAUCAGCUUGAUUGCCCGUCUGCAGUCCCGGCAUUGACGGCCACAGGUCAAGUGAGUUGCCACUGAUCUUGUUGCAUUAAAAACCUGAGUUACACCAUUGUUUUCUCUUCUGCCAUUAAUUUUGCAAAGUAGUAACAUUUUACUUCCCCGUUUUUAUUCUUUCUCUGCACUCAAAUGGCUGCUGACAGCUGUGGUAUCUUUUAAGUGUGGGCAUGGGCUGAGUCCCACCUCUGCUCUCUCACAGUUCCCCAUCGCGUGCGUUCAUGUGUCUCUUUUUUAAGCUAACGAUAAAAUGUAUUUAUUUCGGUUCAGGUUGUGUUUGGAACUGGCUAAUCUCUCCCUCUGAUGGAUUAUUUAUUAAACUGCUGCUUUCCUGUUGUGUUGAA
Molecule: messenger RNA, 5311 nt
Organism: Pseudopipra pipra
Lineage: Eukaryota; Metazoa; Chordata; Aves; Passeriformes; Pipridae
Product: hippocampus abundant transcript 1 protein-like
Exons: 12
Coding region: 402-1664 (420 amino acids)
Biological process (GO): transmembrane transport
Cellular component (GO): membrane
Molecular function (GO): transmembrane transporter activity
Source: RefSeq, a predicted model, not a curated record